AUGGAGGUCGCCUCUCCCGGGGUGCCGAAUGGCGUCCCUCCGCCAGAGGCGCUGGCCGUGGUGGAUUCCGGCGCACUCAUCCAAUACCUGACCGAAGUCCUCCGGGUGACACUGGGGGCGCAAGAGUCCGACUUGGAAAGCGCUGGGAGCCUGCUAUCGCCGGAACGGCACCACGAGACCGUGCAGCGAUGCACGCGAUUUGCAGCCGAAUCCCAGGUGGCACUCUAUGUGCAGAAGGAUAUUCUCCCUGCCGAAGAGACAAAUGGCGAAAUUGACGGCCAAGAGCCGUUUGUACACUAUAUCUACACCCUCUCCUCUGAGAUCUCGUCCGCCUCUACCACUGUUGCAUCCAUGGCCUUCAUCAAGCGUCCCGCUCCCAUCGACCAGUCCCUCCCGAUCUCCUCGCAGAUUCAGGUCAUGAAUCUCCCCGGUCUCGCCUCCCUCAGCAAUGCCCAGGCCCAGCAGGGUACCUCCAUGUCUCCAUAUCAGAUUCUCCAUCUGCUGGUCCAUCAUGGCCUCAGUCCCUACUUCGAAGCCUAUACUCGCAACCAAGAAUCGGCCGUGGGUACGAAACCGAGAACGGACACGGAGGCCAAGACCGGUAUCCCGGGCACGAAGAAGAAGUUUGCUGAGCUGGAGCUGGGUCUCAUGCACCUUCAGCAGAACGUGGAGAUUCCGGCUCUGAAUCUUCCGCUGCACGAGGUGGUGCAGAAUACGUUGAAGGAGGCCGAGGUGAAGGGCCUGAAGCCGUCUGUUGAGAUGAUCGCCCCCGAGUUCUUGGAUAACAGCGCGUUCACGAACAGCAUCCAGAACUGCGUGAAUGGUUGGAUUAAGUCGAUUCAGGCCAUUACCAAGAUGUCCCGGGACCCAGACAGCGAGUCGGCAUCACCAGAAGUCAAUUUCUGGCUGUCGAUGGAGUCGGCUUUGGAAGGAGUCCAGGCUCAGUUGGAAACCGACGGCGUCAAGUUGACUAUGGACAUCCUCCGCCAUGCGAAACGGUACCAACCGACACUCAGUUUCGCCGCGGAUACCGGGCUGAAAGAUGCCACGGAGCUAGUCCAGAAAUACAAUCAACUGAUGCGUGACUUCCCGCUGGACGAGCUAUUGUCUGCCACCUCGCUCCAGAAGGUCCAGGAGUCCUUGAUGCUCAUUUUCGACCAUCUGAACCGGAAGCUCAAGAUUUGUCCGUAUCCCAUUAAGCGGGCACUGUCGCUUGUCGAGGCGAUCUCGGGCGAUCUCGAGAAGAAGAUUCACGAGCUGAUCAACGGCCGCACGGUCCUGCAUUUGGACUACCGCGAGUUCCGUUCCCUGAUGAAGAUGACACAGGCCAUCUGGCGCACAUGGGAUGACAAGCUGAAGGAGUUCACCAAUGUUGCGCGUGAAGCGACCCGGCGUCGAAAUGAGAAGUUCAUCCCGAUUAAGAUCAACGCCCGCCAUGACAAGACCCGCGAGCGGCUAAAGUACAUCGACACAUUCCGCGUCAACCAUGAACAGCUGCAGAAGACCAUUACCAAUGUGCUUGGCCCGAAGACUUCCUCGUCUGCAGCGGCUGGCGCUUUGAUGGACUCCGAUGAGGCUGUCAUUGUCGAGGAGAUCGGUGAUGUCGACGCCGUGGAAGAGGUUUCUCAGGCAUACGCUGCCCUCAAGAAUGUUGACGUGCUGGAUGUCUCACCAGAAGGGUCUCGUAUCUGGGAACAAGAGGAGAUCGCCUACAGUGAACGGACCUCGCGCGUCGAGAACUCCAUCAUCGCUCGUCUGCGAGAUCGUCUCGCGACUGCCAAGAAUGCGAACGAGAUGUUCCGGGUGUUUUCCAAGUUCAACGCCCUUCUUGUCCGCCCGAAGAUUCGAGGUGCGAUUGGCGAGUACCAGACGCAACUGAUCGAUAAUGUCAAGCGAGACAUCAACAACCUUCAUGAGCGCUUUAAGCAGCAGUAUGGCCACUCAGAAGCUCAUGCCAUGGCCCAAUUGCGUGACCUGCCCCCCGUCUCUGGUGCUAUCACCUGGGCUCGUCAGAUUGAGCGACAACUUGACGGCUACAUGCGCAAGGUUGAAAACGUGCUUGGAGAUGACUGGCACUUGCACUCCGAAGGCCAGAAACUGCAGGCCGAGGGCAGUCUUUUCCGCAAGAAGCUUGACACUCGACCAGUUUUCGAGUCGUGGCUAUCCGACGUCCAAAGACGCCACAUCACGAUCUCCGGACGCCUCUUCAAUAUCGUUCGCAACCGCGCCGCCGGAAACACGCUGGAAUUGACGGUGAACUUUGAUGCUCAGAUCAUUGCCCUGUUCAAGGAGGUCCGCAACCUUAUCUGGCUCAACUUCCAGGUUCCUCAUGCCGUCAACAACACCUCCAAGGAAGCCAAGCGCGUCUAUCCAUAUGCCAUCAGCCUCAUGGAGAGUGUGCGAACCUUGUUGCAGACAUAUCGCACGAUCUCUUCCAUGACAGACGUCGCCAUCCUCCUUAACGGCUAUUUGAAUGACUCGCAAGCCAUGGUCGUCAAAGGUAUCCCGCUCCGAUGGGAAUCGUUUGUCCAUUCCUACGAGCUGCACGUCAAGCAGUCGGCAUUGGCCAACGGUUCUAUCGAUGCUACCAUGCCUAACCGAUCCGAGAGCAAGCAUGUUCAGUUUGUUCGCGAGUUUGCUGGUUCGGCCUCCGUUCUCCAAUCCAAGACCUCCGUCCUCUCGUCCAUCAACGAAAGCAUCCAAAAGUCUAUCCACGAGCUCAAAACUUGCCCCUAUGAGGCUGGAGCAUUCAAGCAACGGCUGGAUACCAUUCAGGUCUCUGUGGAUAAGCUCAACUUGGAGAACUACGUCAAUCUUGGCUACUGGGUUUCGGAACUCAAUGAGAAGAUCGAGGCAAUCCUUCGCGAGCGACUCCACCGUGCGAUCCGCGAGUGGGUCAGGACCUACCAGGAGGCCCAGAACGAGCAGUCUACGCCUGUCCAUCCCAUGACCGGUGAACCCGAGACCACGAUCUACAAGAUCGAGUUCCCGGAACUCUUCCAUGAGAUCUCCAUGAAAAAUCAAGUUCUUCACCUUGACCCACCACUUCAAUUCGCCCGUGCGAGCUGGUUUUCGCAUUUCGAUACAUGGCUUGGCGUCAUCUGCAACCUUGAAAAGAUCAAAUCCUCUCGAUACCAGAUCUCCAUCGACGUACAAGCCACUCGCCAGUCGGAAGCCUGCUUUUCGAAUCUCCCGCAGGGUUGCACCCAGGAAUUGAACCAAGUCUACGGGGUUGUCGAAUCCAGACUCAAGGAAGUUUCCGACUACGUCGACAAGUGGCUGCAGUUCCAGUCUCUUUGGGAUUUGCAAUCCGAGCAAGUAUACGACAUUCUGGGUGACGAUCUGUCUCAGUGGCUCCAGCUGCUUCAGGAGAUCAGAAAGAGUCGGGCCACCUUUGAUACCUCCGAGGUCGGUCGGACAUUCGGCAAUAUUCGCAUCGACUACGAGCAAGUCCAGACUAAAGUCAAUGCCAAAUAUGAUCAAUGGCAGCAUGAGAUCCUGCUCAAGUUCGGUGCCAAGCUUGGCAGCCGCAUGAGGGAGGUUCACUCUGAGAUCGCCGCAGCUCGUCGUGACUUGGAAGGUCAAACCCUGGAGGCUUCCUCGACGGCACACGCAGUGUCCUUUAUUACCAUUGUACAGCAAUGCAAGCGGAAGACUCGUGUCUGGGAACCAGAGGUUGAUCUCUUCCGCCAGGGUCAGACGACGCUCUCCCGCCAACGUUAUCAGUUUCCCAGCGACUGGCUCCAUGUCGAAAAUGUUGAUGGCGAAUGGGCGGCGUUGAACGAACUGCUUACUCGCAAGAGCAAGAUUGUCCACGAUCAGACUGAAGGCCUGCGCGCGAAGAUCGCGGCCGAAGACCGAGUUAUCAGUGACAAGAUCGCCGAAGUAAUUGCCCAAUGGAACGACGAAAAGCCAGUCUCUGGUACUAUCCCCCCAGACGAGGCAUCCCGAACCCUGAGCUCUUUCCAGUCUCGUCUUGAAUCUCUGCAAUCUGAGUUUGAGAUGGUGUCCAAGGCGAAAGAGGCACUCGAUCUCCCCGCAAGCAACGAGUCCUCUCUUCCUGCAAUCCUUGAGGAGGUUCAGGACUUCAUGUCUGUCUGGGCUGCCUUGUCGACUAUCUGGAAGAGCUUGAACGAUCUUCGAGAGGGCCUGUGGACCAGCGUGCAGCCCAGAAAGCUUCGCCAAGCCCUUGAUGGUUUGAUCAAGAUGACCAAGGAGAUGCCCAGCCGAAUGAGACAAUAUGCGGCAUUUGAACAUAUCCAAACUGUUCUGCGGCAACUACUGAAGGUUAACACCCUGAUGUCUGAUUUGAAGUCCGAGGCCAUCAAGGAGAGACACUGGCAGAAGAUCUACAAGUCUUUGAAGCCCGGCAAGCGCUUCUCUCUCGUUUCCCUUACUCUCGGCGAUGUCUGGGACUUGAACCCUGCGACCAGCGAGAGUGUCCUUCGCAACAUCAUUGCCCAGGCUCAGGGCGAAAUGGCCUUGGAAGAAUUCUUGAAGUCCGUGCGCGAGACCUGGCAGAAUUACUCCCUCGAUCUGGUUAACUAUCAGAGCAAAUGUCGUCUCAUUCGCGGUUUCGACGAUCUGUUCGCCAAGUGCAGUGAGAACUUGAACUCCCUGCAAGCCAUGAGACAUUCUCCUUACUACAAAGAAUUCGAGGAAGAAGCUACUUCUUGGGAGGAUAAGCUGAACCGCGUCCAUGUCCUCUUCGACGUCUGGAUUGAUGUCCAAAGACAAUGGGUUUACCUCGAGGGUGUCUUCACCGGCAAUGCUGACAUCAGGCAUCUUCUCCCUCUGGAAUCCAGCCGCUUUCAGAACAUCAACUCCGAGUUCUUCGCCGUGAUGAAGAAGGUCUACAAGUCUCCCUUCGUGCUAGAUGUUCUCGCCAUCAACGGAGUGCAAAAAUCCUUGGAGCGGUUGGCCGAGUUGCUGAACAAGAUCCAAAAGGCUCUCGGUGAAUACCUGGAGCGCGAGCGUGUCUCAUUCCCUCGGUUCUACUUUGUUGGUGAUGAAGACCUGCUAGAGAUCAUCGGUAACAGCAAUGACAUCUUCCGCGUUGCCAAGCAUUUCAAGAAGAUGUUUGCUGGCUUGUCUGGCCUUCUGAUGGAUGAUGACAACAACAUUGUUGGAUUCACCUCCAAGGAGGGCGAGGAAGUCCGACUGAAGCGGGAAGUCAACUUGGUCAAGACACCUCGGAUCAACGACUGGCUCUCCGCGCUCGAGAACAGCAUGAAGUUGACUCUGGCGGAGUUGCUUGGAGAGGCAGUCGAGCAGUUUGACACGCUCUACAAUGCCGCUGACGUCGACCGGACGGCUUUCAGCGACUUCCUUGCCAAUUAUCCCGCUCAGAUUGUCGUUCUCGCCAGUCAAGUUGUAUGGACCAAUGCUGUGCAAAAGUCCCUUGAAGAUGGCGGCUCAAAUCUCUCCACACUUUAUGAUGCGGAGGUUCGUGUUCUGGAACUUCUUGCCGCCACUGUGCUUGGCGAACUGGAUCCGAUCACCCGCAAGAAGUGCGAGCACAUGAUCACCGAAUUUGUGCACCAGCGCGACUGCAUUUCGAAGCUCAUUCAGUUCAAUGCCUCCACGCCCACCCACUAUAUCUGGCUGCUUCAGAUGCGCUAUGUCUACCAGCCAGAGGGUGACUUCUUGCAGCGCCUCUACGUCCACAUGGCUAAUGCCAAGCUCAACUAUGGAUUCGAGUAUCUGGGUGUGCCUGAGCGUCUUGUUCGCACACCACUCACGGACCGUUGUUUCCUCACUCUCACUCAGGCAUUGUGCCAAAGACUCGGCGGUUCGCCAUAUGGUCCAGCUGGUACCGGAAAGACAGAGUCCGUUAAAGCGCUCGGUCUGCAACUGGGUCGCUUUACUCUCGUGUUCUGCUGCGAUGACACGUUUGAUUUCCAGGCCAUGGGCCGCAUCUUCCUUGGUAUCUGCCAAGUUGGUGCUUGGGGCUGUUUCGACGAGUUCAACCGUCUGGAGGAAAGAAUUCUGUCUGCCGUGUCUCAGCAGAUCCAGAACAUCCAGAUUGGACUGAGAAAGAAGAGUGGUGACGAUGAGAAGUCUCAGAUCGAACUCGUCGGCCGACGACUUGCCGUCAAUUCCAACACCGGUAUUUUCAUCACCAUGAACCCUGGCUAUGCUGGACGUUCCAACUUGCCCGACAACCUCAAGAAGCUGUUCCGCAGCGUUGCCAUGUCCAAGCCCGAUAAAGAGCUUAUUACCGAGGUGAUGCUCUUCUCCCAGGGUUUCAAGCAGGCGAAACCUCUGUCCAAACAGACCGUGCCGUUCUUCGACCACUGUGCCUCGCAACUCACCAAGCAGGCCCACUACGAUUUUGGUCUACGUGCAUUGAAGAGUGUUCUUGUUAGUUCCGGUGGUCUCAAGCGUGCUCGUCUCGCCAGUGCCGGUGGUGAACUGGGCCCCGACGAGGUGAUCGAACCUCAGAUCAUCGUACAAAGUCUCCGAGAGACAAUCGCUCCCAAGCUGGUCCAAGAGGAUGUUGAUCGCAUGAUGGAGAUCCAAGUGGAGGAUUUCCCUGGCGUAGAAUACGUGCCUGCCAAUUUCGAGAAAUUGACCACAGCCAUGCGGGAAAUCGCUCAUGAACAGCACUAUGUUGAUAGCGAGAUGUGGAUCGCCAAGGCGCUCCAGCUAUACCAGAUCCAAAGCAUCCACCACGGUGUCAUGAUGGUUGGCAAGUCGGGCUCUGGUAAAUCAGCUGCGUGGAAGAUCCUUCUUCAGGCGAUGCAACGCAUUGAAGGCGUGGAGGGCGUCUCUCACAUCAUUGACUCCAAAGUCAUGUCCAAGGAGGCCCUCUAUGGUAAUCUCGACAGCACGACCCGCGAGUGGACGGACGGUCUCUUCACCGGUAUUCUCCGGAAGAUUGUUGACAACCUUCGUGGAGAGGACAGCAAGCGGCACUGGAUUGUGUUUGACGGUGACGUCGACCCUGAAUGGGUUGAGAACUUGAACAGUGUUCUGGACGACAACAAGCUCUUGACUCUCCCCAACGGAGAACGUCUCAAUUUGCCAUCCAACGUUCGCAUCAUGUUUGAGGUCGAAAGUCUCAAGUAUGCCACUCUCGCCACCGUCAGUCGUUGCGGUAUGGUCUGGUUCAACGCCGACACUGUCACGCCUUCGAUGAUGAUCACCAACUAUGUUGAAGGCCUUAAGACCAAAACGUUCGAAGACCUUGAUGAAGACAGCGCCCCUGCCGGAACAGCAGCGGCCAGAACUCAAGAUGCUCAGGAGAUGCUGUCGACCAUUCUCAAGCAACUCCUUGAGACCGACGACCUCGUUCACAAGUCUCUUGAAGAGGCCAAGAAAUACAAUCAUAUCAUGGAGUUCACCGACAUCCGUGCGCUCAACACUCUGUUCAGUUUGUUGAACAAGGCCUGCCGCAACGUCCUCGAGUACAACGUGCAGCACGUCGACUUCCCUCUCGAUCCUGAGCAGAUCGAAGCCUACAUCUCCAAAAAGCUUUUGCUCACUCUCAUUUGGUCUUUCACUGGCGACUGCCCGCUUGGUGAUCGCAAGGCAUUCGGACAAUUCGUCUCCGGCAUGUCAACAACCGAUCUCCCGCCGGACGGAGACUUCUCCCUCAUUGACUUUGACGUUACGCUUCCGAAGGCUGAGUGGGCGAGCUGGCAGUCUCAGGUGCCAACUAUCGAUAUCAACACGCACUCCGUCACUCAAACAGACGUGAUCAUUCCCACUGUUGACACCGUCAGACAUGAGGAUGUGCUUUACUCAUGGCUGGCCGAGCACAAGCCUCUCUUGCUCUGUGGUCCUCCUGGAUCCGGUAAAACAAUGACGCUGUUUGCCGCGCUAAGAAAGUUGCCAAACAUGGAGGUCGUCGGCCUCAACUUUUCCAGCGCCACCACCCCUGAUUUGUUGAUCAAGACCUUCGAGCAGUACUGCGAGUACAAGAAGACUCUAAAUGGCGUUGUUAUGUCUCCGAACCAGAUUGGUCGAUGGUUGGUCAUCUUCUGCGACGAAAUCAACCUUCCCGCGCCGGAUCGUUAUGGCACGCAACGGGCCAUCUCUUUCCUGCGACAGCUUGUUGAACAGAACGGUUUCUGGCGCACCACUGACAAGACUUGGGUCACGCUGGACCGCAUUCAGUUUGUUGGUGCUUGUAACCCUCCCACCGACGCCGGCCGUACCGCUAUGGGAGAGCGGUUCCUGCGUCAUGCCCCGUUGAUCAUGGUCGAUUACCCUGGAGAGCUCUCCCUGAACCAGAUCUACGGCACAUUCAACUCUGCUGUUCUCAAGAUUCUUCCAUUGUUGCGUGGUUAUUCCGAGGCUCUUACCAAGGCUAUGGUUCAGUUCUAUCUCGAAUCCCAAUCCAGAUUCACGCCGAAGAUCCAACCCCAUUACGUGUACUCGCCUCGUGAGCUUACGCGCUGGGUCCGCGGUGUCUACGAGGCAAUCAAGCCGCUCGAGAGCCUUUCAAUUGAAGGGCUGGUUCGAAUUUGGGCACACGAAGCCUUGCGUCUCUUCCAGGAUCGACUGGUGGCUGAAGACGAGAGAGCCUGGACGGCUGAUGCUGUUCGCCGCAUCGCUCUCGAACAUUUCCCCAGUAUUGAUGACGAAGCCGCCCUGAAGGGCCCGAUCCUGUUCUCGAAUUGGCUUUCCAAGAACUACGUGCCAGUGGAGCAAGAGCGCCUCCGCGAAUUUGUCAAAGCGCGCCUCAAGACUUUCUGUGAGGAAGAGGUGGACGUUCCUUUGGUGCUCUUCAAUGACGUCUUGGAGCAUGCACUGCGCAUUGAUCGUGUUUUCCGUCAGCCUCAGGGCCAUCUCAUCCUCAUUGGAGUCAGCGGAAGUGGAAAGACAACUUUGUCGCGCUUUGUCGCUUGGAUGAAUGGACUGAGGGUCUUCCAGAUCAAGGUGCACGGGAAGUACUCGUCGGAAGAUUUCGACGACGACUUGCGAAGCGUUCUCCGUCGGGCAGGCUGCAAGGGCGAGAAGAUCUGUUUCAUCAUGGACGAAUCCAAUGUGCUCGACUCUGGUUUCUUGGAGCGCAUGAACACCCUGCUCGCCAACGCUGAAGUACCCGGUCUCUUUGAAGGCGACGAAUUCUCUUCUCUCAUGACCGCCUGUAAAGAGGGUGCCCAGCGCCAGGGAUUACUUCUUGAUUCCCAGGAGGAGCUCUACAAGUGGUUCACUCAACAGAUUGUCAAGAACCUGCACGUAGUCUUCACCAUGAACCCACCGGAGGAAGGGCUGUCCUCCAAAGCAGCAACCAGUCCGGCCUUGUUCAACCGUUGCGUCCUUAACUGGAUGGGCGAUUGGUCUGACCAAGCCUUGUUUCAAGUCGGCUCCGAACUCACGCAGUCGGUCGACCUCGACAAAACCGGGUUUGUCGCGCCCGAUAGUAUCCCCGUGGCGUAUCGCGAACUGUCUCUACCGGCCUCGCACAGGGACACCGUUGUCAACUCGAUGGUCUUCAUUCAUCACUCGUUGCACCGGUUUAACCAGCGUCUGCAGAAGCAGCAGGGUCGGACAACAUAUCUCACGCCUCGGCACUACCUUGACUUUGUUGCACAGUAUGUGAAGCUGUUCAAUGAGAAGCGUGAGGAUCUAGAGGAACAGCAACGACACUUGAACGUUGGUCUCGAGAAGCUUCGAGACACCGUCGAUAAAGUCAGCGACUUGCGGGCUAGUCUUGCCCAGAAGAAGACACAGUUGGAGCAGAAGGAUAAGGAGGCGAACGAGAAGUUGCAGCGCAUGGUUGCUGACCAGCAAGAGGCGGAACAGCGGAAGCAGGUGUCGUUAGAGGUGCAGGCGGCACUGGAGAAGCAGGAGAAGGAAGUGGCAACGCGGAAAGAGGUUGUGUUGCACGAUUUGGCAAGGGCCGAGCCCGCGGUUUUGGAGGCUCAGAAGAGUGUGAGCAACAUUAAGCGACAGCAGCUCACCGAAGUCCGGUCCAUGGGCAAUCCUCCAUCCGGCGUUCGACUUGCCCUGGAAGCUGUGUGUACGCUGCUUGGUCACAAGGUUGACAGCUGGAAGACAAUCCAGGGUCUUGUGCGCCGGGAUGAUUUCAUUGCCAGCAUUGUGAACUACGACAACGAGCGCCAAAUGACUCGCAGCCACAGGACCAAGAUGCAGAGCGAAUUCCUUUCCAAGGAGGACUUUACAUACGAGCGUGUCAACCGCGCUAGCAAGGCCUGCGGUCCCCUGGUUCAAUGGGUUGAGGCUCAGGUCAAUUACUCCGAGAUUCUGGACCGUGUUGGACCUCUGCGCGAAGAGGUAGAUCAGCUGGAAGAACAAGCCCUGCAGACAAAAGCCGAGGCCCAAGCCAUCGAGAACACCAUUCAAGGCCUUGAGAGCAGCAUUGCCACCUACAAGGCCGAGUACGCUGCUUUGAUCAGUGAAACCCAGGCGAUCAAGACGGAGAUGUCUCGGGUCCAGUUCAAGGUCGACCGCAGUGUUCGUCUCCUCGACAGCCUAGCGUCUGAGCGUGAGCGAUGGGAGGAGGGCAGCAAGUCGUUCGAAACCCAGAUCAGCACUCUUGUCGGCGACGUUCUUAUCGCGGCUGCCUUCCUGGCCUACGCGGGUCUGUACGAUCAACAGUUCCGGAAGGCCAUGAUCGAGGACUGGGUGCAGCAACUUGGACAGUCAGGCAUCAACUUCAAGCCACACAACCCCAUCACAGAAUACUUGUCCAAUGCCGACGAACGCCUGACGUGGCAGGAGCACUCUCUUCCUGUGGACGAUCUCUGCACGGAGAACGCCAUUGUCCUGAAGCGGUUCAACCGAUACCCCUUGAUCGUCGACCCGUCUGGUCGUAUCACCGAGUUCUUGCAGAAGGAGAGCAAGGAUCGCAAGCUUACCGUCACGAGUUUCCUGGAUGACUCCUUUGUCAAGCAACUGGAGAGUGCUUUGCGUUUCGGAAACCCCAUUCUCAUCCAAGAUGCCGAGCACUUAGACCCGAUUCUCAACCAUGUUCUCAACAAGGAGUACCAGAAGACCGGUGGUCGCGUCCUGAUCCAGCUUGGAAAGCAGGAGAUCGAUUUCUCACCGUCCUUCCGGCUUUUCUUAUCCACGAGAGAUCCUUCCGCGACUUUCCCGCCGGAUGUCUGCAGUCGAACAACCUUUGUUAAUUUCACGGUCACCCAAAGCAGUUUGCAGACCCAGUCGCUUAAUGACGUGCUGAAGUUCGAGCGUCCCGAUGUCGAUGAGCGCCGCAACAACCUCGUCAAGAUGCAAGGAGAGUUCAAAGUCCACCUUCGCCAGCUUGAGAAGCGGCUGUUGCAGGCUCUCAACGAGUCUCGUGGCAAUAUCCUCGACGACGAUAAUGUUAUCGAAACACUCGAGACUCUCAAGAAAGAGGCUGCCGAAAUCUCCAAGAAGAUGGCCGAGACCGAGGGUGUCAUGUCCGAGGUGGAGCAUGUCACCAACCAGUACAGCAUCAUUGCCCGGGCUUGCAGUGCUGUCUUUGCCGUUCUGGAGCAGCUUCACCACAUGAACCAUUUUUACCAGUUCUCCCUGCAGUACUUUGUCGACAUUUUCAACUCUGUGCUCUAUCAGAACAAGCGUCUUGCUCAAGAGAAAGAUCAUACCACGCGUGUCCAGAUCAUCAUCCGAGAUCUGUUCAUCACUACGUUCCAGCGAACAUCCUUGGGUCUUGUCAACAAGGAUCGCAUCACCCUUGCCAUGCUUCUAGCCCAAGCCACUCCGUUCCCCAUGGACAGGACAAUCCUCGACCGUGUUCUCGAUCAGACAGUGGAAGACACAGACCUCUCGACUGCGACUGAUUCACGCGAACAAGUGAUGACCAAGUUGGAAAACACGUCGGUCUUCAAACAGCAUCUCCCCAACAUUACACAGGAUCAAUGGGAUCGGUUUUUCAGCGAAGAGCUUGCUGAAAACGCCGUGCCGGCUGUUUGGGAUGAGAGUACAUCGCAGCUCGAUCAGCUACUUCGAUCCUUGCUCUUGGUCAAGCUUUGCCGCAUGGACCGAUUUGUGCCCACUGCCGAGCGGUUCGUCGAGGCGGUGUUCGGCCGUGAACUCUUCGAGGGCAGUACCGAUUUGAAGGAUGUGGUCGACCAAGUCACGGCAACCACGCCCAUUUCCCUCUCCUCAAGCCCAGGUUUCGAUGCCAGUUUCAAGGUUGACGCGCUGGUCGAACGCACGCACGCGACUUGCGCCAACAUCGCCAUGGGUUCCAACGAAGGUCUCGAGAGCGCCGACAAGGCCAUCAGCAAUGCGGCCGCGGCCGGGAACUGGGUGCUGGUGAAGAACGUUCAUCUCGCUCCUCAAUGGCUGCAGAGCCUCGAAAAGAGACUGGAUACCCUCAAACCGCACAAGGAGUUCCGGCUCUUCCUCUCCAUGGAGUCCAGCCCCAAGAUCCCGGUCAACCUGAUCCGAGCUUCUCGGGUGCUGAUGUACGAACAGCCCGCGGGUGUUCGGGCCAACAUGAAGGACUCCCUGUCCUCGCUGACUACCAGAGCCAGCAAGGCUCCUGUCGAGAAGGCUCGUGUCUAUCUCUUGCUUUGCUUCUUCCAUGCCGUGGUCCAAGAACGACUACGUUACGCGCCUAAUCUCGGAUGGAAGGGUUUCUGGGAGUUCAAUGACAGUGACUACGAAUGCUCAGCCUAUAUUAUUGACCACUGGGUCGACACCGUCGCACAGGGCCGCUCCAACAUCGCGCCUUCCAAUCUUCCAUGGGAGAUGAUCCGCACCCUCAUCGCGGAGAUGUACGGCGGCAAGAUCGACGAUGCAGGUGACUUCCAACAACUCGAGAGUCUCGUGGGCAACUUCCUCACUCCCGCCGCCUUCGAAGACGAAUACAAGCUUGUCUCAGGCGUCGAGAAUGACGACCUCCUCGUGCUGCCCAGCGGCACAAGCGUCCGCGACUUCUCAGACUGGGUCAAUAACUUGCCAGAGCGUGAACCGCCGACGUACCUCGGUCUUCCUGCUAAUGCGGAGAAGCUGUUGCUGGUUGGGCAUGGCCGGAAGAUGAUUUCGGAUUUGUCGAGGGUUACUACUCUGCUUGAUGAAGGGGAGCAGUUGAUGGUGGAUAACUGA
This is a messenger RNA of Penicillium lagena, 13029 nucleotides long. RefSeq lists its product as uncharacterized. Gene Ontology annotation, biological process: microtubule-based movement. Gene Ontology annotation, molecular function: ATP hydrolysis activity; ATP binding; minus-end-directed microtubule motor activity. Gene Ontology annotation, cellular component: dynein complex. NCBI's taxonomy places the organism in Eukaryota, Fungi, Ascomycota, Eurotiomycetes, Eurotiales, Aspergillaceae. The transcript is spliced from 3 exons. Bases 1 to 13029 code for a protein of 4342 amino acids. The record is from RefSeq and is a predicted model, not a curated record.